This is a messenger RNA of Zingiber officinale, 675 nucleotides long. RefSeq lists its product as uncharacterized. The coding region runs from base 1 to 675 and encodes 224 amino acids. The transcript has 2 exons. Gene Ontology annotation, molecular function: nucleic acid binding. NCBI's taxonomy places the organism in Eukaryota, Viridiplantae, Streptophyta, Magnoliopsida, Zingiberales, Zingiberaceae. The record is from RefSeq and is a predicted model, not a curated record.
AUGGAUAUCGUGGGACCCUUCCCAAUGGCGACGGGUCAGCGGAAGUACCUGCUUGUCGUGGUCGAUUAUUUCUUCAAGUGGGUUGAAGUCGAGCCACUAGUCAGGAUAACCGAACAGAUGAGUAAUGGGCAGGCAAAAGUCGCCAAUCGGGAGAUAUUGCGGAUCCUGCAUGUACGGCUCGACCAUAUGGGAGGGAACUGGGUGGAUGAACUUUCUAGCGUGCUGUGGGAAAUCCGCACGACCCCCAAAGAAAGAACGGGAGCAACCCCUUUUCACUUGGUGUACGACGGUGAAGCAGUCGCCCCCGUUGAAGUUGGAGUAGAGUCCGACCGGAUAAAGUACUAUGACGAGGACAACGCCGAGCGGAGACUCUUGGAGCUGGACUUAGUGGACGAGGCACAUGCUAAAGCCGCCAUCCGACUGAUGUCCUAUCGACAAAGGAUGAGGCAGAACUACAAUCGAAGGGUAAUCCCAAGAUCAUUUCAGGUUGGCGACUUUGUAUGGAAUAAGGUAAAGCCGGUCGGCGAUGUUACCAAGUUGGAAGCUCCAUGGGCCGGACCCUUCAGGAUCGUGGAAAAGCUCCGCUCGGGCGCCUACUACCUAGAGGAUGAGGAUAGACGGCGAUUAGAACAUCCGUGGAGCGCGAACCAUCUCCAGUCAUAUCGAGCCGGAUGA